UCCGAGUCGAACCUCCCCCCAAACUGCAAAAAUUUCGCUGUAUGCGGAUACCAAGCAGUAUCAUCCACCAAACCAACGGCUAAUCCACUGCCCCUCUUGACCUUGAGUCGCACACACACAACCCACACAUACUAGAGACUGCUCCUGCGCAUGUCUCUUUCGGCCCUCGUCAACAUACCUGAUCCGACCUCGUUCGCCCGCCCGCCGCAUAAUCACUAAAUCAACCUCGUCAACCAGACCCCCCGCACCACCGUCACCAUGGCUACCGUCAACAUUCGCCGCGAUGUCACCGACCCCUUCUACCGCUACAAGAUGGAGCGCAUCCAGUCCAAGAUCGAAGGCAAGGGCAACGGCAUCAAGACCGUCAUUGUCAACCUGAGCAGCGUGGCUCAGUCUCUCGCCCGCCCCCCUGCUCACGUCAUCAAGUACUUUGGUUUCGAACUCGGAGCUCAGACCAACACGAGCCCCAACGAUGACCGUUGGAUCAUCAACGGUGCCCAUGACGCCAGCAAGCUCCAGGACUACCUUGAUGGCUUCAUCUCAAAGUUCGUCCUCUGCAAGAAGUGCAAGAACCCCGAGACCGAUGUCCAUAUCAAGGACGGCAACAUCACGCUUGACUGCAAGGCUUGCGGAAAGAUCUCCGACGUUGACCCCCGCUUGAAGCUUAGCUCCUUCAUCCUGAAGAAUGAACCCAAGAAGGGCAAGAAGGACAAGUCCAGCAAAAAGGCCGAGCGUCGUGCUCGCAAAGAGGCUGAAGCCCGUGGUGAGGCUACCUCGCCCGAUGGCGGCAGCCCCGGUGACAGCGCCGAUGACAACGGCGACGAUGGCGACCUGGCACUCGAGGCCGGCAGCGAUGACGAGCUUACCCGCCAGAUCAACGAGGGCGCCAAGGAGAUCGAAGAUGAGGAUGCCAAGGAGGUUGAGUGGUCCAUCGACACCUCUGAGGCGGCCAUUAGGGCUCGUGCCCAGGAUCUGCCCGACGACCUCAAGCGUGCUCUUGUCAUUGAGGAUGACGAGGAGGGCGGCUCGAGCUACGACGUCUUCGGCAAGUGGAUCAUCGACACUGGUGCCGAGAAGGGUGGUGUUGAGAACCUUGACAACGUCGACAUCUACAUCAAGGCCAAGGAGCUCGGCAUCGAGGAGAAGCACCGUACUCUCACUGUCAUUCCCCAGACCCUCUUCACUGAGAAGAUUGUCAAGCAGAUGGACGGUCGCGCCCCUAUGCUCAAGAAGAUGAUCACUUCGGAUAAGCACGAGAAGGCUUUCCUUGGUGGUAUCGAGCGCUUUGUCGGCAACGACAAGCCUGAGCUCAUUCCUCAGGUCUCUGCUAUCCUGCUCAAGGUGUACGAGAACGAUCUUGUCUCGGAGGAUCAGCUCAAAGCCUGGUGCUCCAAGGCAAGCAAGAAGUAUGUCGACCUCAAGGUCAGCAAGUCUGUCCGCAAAUCGGCCGAGCAGUUCAAGGACUGGCUGGAGAACGAGGAUAGCGAGGAUGAGGACUCUGAAUAGGAUCCCGACUGUAGGGACACGUGGAUGGUAAAAGUACGCGAAAUGUCCGACUGUUGACUGUCUUUACCUUUUGUCUUGCUUGUCUUGUUUACUUUGUCACGGACGACGUGUAGGUAGCUCUACUCACGUCUGUAACACUUGUUUGGGCCAGUCCAGACGAUGGUCUUGUAUCCUUCUCUCCCCUCUAGUUAGCCUAUAAAAAAACCUUGCUUUUGCACCGCCUUGCUUCUGUUACCUGCAUUGCUAUACCUGUGCCCCACUACCGUUCGCCGUUGUUAGUCCCCUUAUACUGGGUGCUUGGGCCCACCACUAUCGUGCAUGUCGGGAAGUUUCUGCAUGCAUUAACGCGGUGAGGGCGUUG
Alternaria alternata is the source of this 1867-nucleotide messenger RNA. Its product is annotated as eukaryotic translation initiation factor 5. The coding region runs from base 259 to 1506 and encodes 415 amino acids. The transcript has a single exon. The record is from RefSeq and is a predicted model, not a curated record. Gene Ontology annotation, biological process: formation of cytoplasmic translation initiation complex; translational initiation; formation of translation preinitiation complex. Gene Ontology annotation, molecular function: translation initiation factor activity; eukaryotic initiation factor eIF2 binding; GDP-dissociation inhibitor activity. Lineage: Eukaryota; Fungi; Ascomycota; Dothideomycetes; Pleosporales; Pleosporaceae. Gene Ontology annotation, cellular component: cytosol.